Messenger RNA from Aspergillus fijiensis CBS 313.89, 1448 nucleotides. Its product is annotated as putative cinnamoyl-CoA reductase. The coding region runs from base 222 to 1253 and encodes 343 amino acids. Gene Ontology annotation, molecular function: oxidoreductase activity, acting on the CH-OH group of donors, NAD or NADP as acceptor. The record is from RefSeq and is a predicted model, not a curated record. NCBI's taxonomy places the organism in Eukaryota, Fungi, Ascomycota, Eurotiomycetes, Eurotiales, Aspergillaceae. The transcript has a single exon.
GGUUGCAAUUGUUCCACUAUUCACUGUUCCACUUCCACUGUUCCACUGUUCCGUAUAAUGCCCGUAUAAAUAUUGCUCCCCUCAUCCUCAUUCUGAGCCCCUCUCUCCCUCUUCCUCUUCCUCUUCCUCUCCCCUUCCUCUCUUUUCAUUGCUUUGCACUUAUCCAUCAUCCAACUCCAACUGUAACUCCAAACUACUACUUCUUCUGUCUCAAUCACAUCAUGGCUCCUCCUCUUGUCCUCCUCACUGGUGCAACUGGCCUGAUCGGAUUCCGGGUACUUCAAGAACUUCUCCAGAAAACCGACUAUACCGUCCGAGUCACCGUGCGCUCCGAGGAAAAGGCCCAAAUCAUCGUCUCCAAUCCCGUUAUCCAAAAGCUCAAUCCCGGGGACCGGCUGACCUACACCGUCGUCCCGGAUAUCCUUGCGAAGGAUGCAUUUGACGCUGCGCUGAACGAUGCGACGUACGUGAUCCACACGGGGUCGCCAGUGCCGGUGCCCGGCUUCGAUCCUCUCGCCCAAAUCUGGAAGCCCACCGUCGAGGGCACCUCCAACCUGCUGAAGUCCGCCCUCAAGUUCCCCACCAUCAAGCGUGUGCUGGUCACCUCCUCCAUCGUCGCCAACAUGGCCCCUAUGCCCGAUCCCUCCAUCACCGUCACCGCCACCUCCCGCGUGACCCUGCCGGGAAUCCCCGACACCUUCUCCAACGUGUUUGAAGCCUACGUCCUGGGCAAGAUCACGGAGCUCAACGAAACAGACGCAUUUGUGGAGCAAGAGAAGCCGCCAUUUUCGGUGGCCCGCGUGAUCCCCGGCUACGUCUACGGGCGCGAUGGGUUGGUGCUGAGUGCCGACGCGGCCAUCGCCAAGGGCAGCUCCUGUGGCAUCCUGCUGCGCAGCGUGACGGGCAUCGACUGCCCCGCCCCCAUCCACGGCGGGUACGUCCACAUCGAUGAUCUGGCGCAGGUCUAUCUGAAGGCCCUGCAGCUGGACCCCGCCGCAGCGGGAGCCGCCCCGCACAGCUUCGGCGCCUGCUCGCUCGUCGAUUACUCGGACGCGUGGCGCAUCGUGGAAAAGAACUUUCCGGGCGCGGUGGCCGCCGGCCAACUCAAGCAGGCCAACUUGCCUACCCUCCCGAUCGCCUACGAUUCCAGUGAGACGGAGAGAUACCUGGAGGUGCAAUUCCGUCCGUUCGAGGAUGCGGUCAAGGAUGUGGUACAAUCUUACUUGGAUCAAAGGGAAGCAGAGAAGGUUUAGAUUUAGGUACAGGUCGGUGUACAGUACAUAUAUUGCUGCUAGAGGUCCAUUGGGUUAUGGUAUCUCGUACUCCUCGGGGGAGUACUAGACUUUUCUUUCUUUUCUUUUCUUUCCUUUUUUCUUUGCUUGAGGUUGUAACUAUAGUACAGUAUGCACGUUUCAUAUUGGACAUGUGCAGUACAUAAUGAGAUGGGG